This is a messenger RNA of Musa acuminata subsp. malaccensis (wild Malaysian banana), 1487 nucleotides long. RefSeq lists its product as uncharacterized. NCBI's taxonomy places the organism in Eukaryota, Viridiplantae, Streptophyta, Magnoliopsida, Zingiberales, Musaceae. The record is from RefSeq and is a predicted model, not a curated record.
GCUUCGGACUUCACAGCAGGCCAUUAUGGCGCGAGCUGCCCUCCAUAUUUCCAUGGCCAUUUCUCCCACGAAAUGUGGCGAGAAUGGCGACAAGUCGGCCGAGAACUCCCGCGUACUUAUCCUGGGAGGAACCGGAAGGGUCGGUGGCUCCACGGCUACUGCUCUAUCGAAGCUCUGCCCCUCCCUCCAACUGCUCAUAGCUGGACGGAAUCGGGAAAAAGGUGCUGCACUUGUAUCUAAACUUGGUAAAAAUGCCGAGUUUGUUGAAGUUAACAUUGAGAGCACAAACAUGUUGGAAAAAACAUUAGAAGAUGUAGAUUUAGUAGUUCAUGCUGCUGGACCAUUUCAAAAGGCAGAGAACUGUGGUGUGUUGGAAGCUGCAAUAUCUACAAAGACAGCGUAUGUGGAUAUCUGUGAUGAUACAGACUAUUCACAGAGAGCAAAAUCCUUCCAUUCAGAAGCAGUGGCUGCUGGAGUUCCAGCAAUUACAACUGGUGGAAUUUACCCUGGAGUGAGCAACGUUAUGGCAGCUGAGUUAGUUCACUCUGCCAAAUCUGAGAAUGCUGGUGAACCAGAAAGGUUAAGAUUUUUCUACUACACUGCAGGUUCUGGUGGUGCAGGUCCAACAAUAUUGGCGACUAGCUUUCUGCUGCUUGGAGAAGAUGUUAUUGCUUAUAAUAAAGGUGAAAUGAUCAAAAUGAAACCAUAUAGUGGAGUUCUCAACAUUGACUUUGGAAAAGGGAUUGGAAAAAGGGAUGUUUACUUACUGAACUUGCCUGAGGUUAGGAGCACUCAUGAGAUUUUGGGUGUGCCAAAUGUCAGUGCUCGAUUCGGUACAGCACCCUUCUUCUGGAAUUGGGGAAUGCAAGCUAUUGCAAAUUUUGUUCCUAGGGAAAUUCUGAGAGAUAGAAGUAAAGUCCAGCAGUUAGUUCAGAUAUUCGACCCUUCGGUGCGAGCUAUUGAUGGCAUUGCAGGAGAGCGGGUAGCAAUAAGGGUUGACUUGGAAUGCUCAAAUGGAAGGAGUACUGUUGGUUUAUUCACUCACAAGAAACUUUCGGUAUCGGUCGGAUAUUCCACUGCUGCUUUUGCACUAGCAGUUCUUGAGGGGAGCACACAACAUGGUGUUUGGUUUCCAGAGGAGCCAGAGGGGAUCGCGAUUGAUGCAAGAAAAGUGCUCCUUGAACGAGCCAUCGCCGCCGAAGGAACAAUAAACUUUGUAAUGAACAAGCCUCCUUGGUUGGUGGAAACUGAUCCGAAGGAGCUUGGACUAGGAAUAUAUGUAUGAUGAUGGUCUAGUGACACUUUCAGCCAAAAAUGAUUUCACUAAGCUCAUUAUUCAAGAUUUUGGAGACCCAAGCACUGAAGAUGAGAAUUUGCUUUCAUGGGUGAUCUUUUAGCUUCGUGUUUGUGAGGUCAAAUUUAUAAGCAAUACGAUGUUGUAACUUAUGUUUUGUCAAAUUAUAAUCAAUAACAAAUUUCAUUAAUUU